AAACCACUCCGUGUACCUCAUCUCUGUGCUGCUGCUCAAGUCUCCAAACAAGCGACGAGCAACUGGGAUCUCUACACGCUAACUUCCUUUCUGGAGCCCCCGAGUGGAGGUCCUGAAAUGGGAUUUGGUUCCUCUCAGAUGACUGAAGAGCUACAUAAAAAGCAAAAAGAAAUACAGCGUGUUGAAAACUGCAAAUAAGUCUGCCUGUGCAGAAUAUUAAAAAGCUCCUUCCUGUUAAGUAGUCCCCCUCCCCACACCGAGAUGUCAACAGUCACUUCAGCAGCCCCAGAGCCUCCUGCUGUGGCCACCUCUUCUCCCCCUGAGGUCACCAACCCUACCAAACCUGGUCGUAAGACUAACCAGCUGCAAUACAUGCAAAAUGUUGUUGUCAAGACACUGUGGAGGCACCAGUUUGCAUGGCCUUUCUACCAACCUGUUGAUGCUAUUAAGCUUGGUCUUCCGGACUAUCACAAAAUAAUACAGAAACCAAUGGACAUGGGGAGCAUCAAGAAAAGACUGGAGAAUGUGUACUACUGGAGUGCAAGCGAGUGUAUGCAGGACUUCAACACAAUGUUCACAAACUGCUAUAUUUAUAACAAGCCAACCGAUGACAUUGUGUUGAUGGCACAAGCGUUAGAGAAGAUUUUCCUUCAGAAAGUGGCACUGAUGCCUCAGGAGGAGGUUGAGCUUCUUCCUCCUGCCCCGAAGGGCAAAGGCCGUAAACCAGCAGGGCCAGGUCAGGAAGAUGGAGCUGUCUCCUCUGGCUCACCCACCUCUGUCUUCCCUGGAGCCACCUCACCAAGUUCACCGACGGCAGUCGUUUCUACCCCACCCGUACCCUCCAUCCCCCCCAAUAUGCCUGCUGUACAAAACACAACCCCACCCGCAACGAUACCUGGCAUACCCCCGUCGCAACCAGUUGUCAAAAAGAAGGGGGUAAAGAGGAAAGCAGACACAACCACCCCCACUACCUCUGCAAUCACUGCAAGCAGAAGCCAGUCACCCACACCUCUUUCAGAUGGAAAACAAUGCAAGGUGGCAUCAAGACGGGAGAGCACGGGUCGCCCCAUCAAACCCCCUAAAAAGGAUUUUGAGGAUGGUGAAUUAGGUGUGCAAGGAGUCAAAAGGAGUAGACUUACAGAGCAGCUCAAGUACUGCGACGUCAUCCUUAAAGAGAUGCUCUCGAAAAAACACGCUGCGUAUGCUUGGCCCUUUUACAAGCCUGUAGACGCAGAGGCUCUUGAGCUGCAUGACUACCAUGAAAUAAUCAAACUCCCCAUGGACUUAAGUACAGUUAAAAAAAAAAUGGACGGUCGGGAGUACCAGGAUGCACAGAGUUUUGCCACAGAUGUCAGAUUAAUGUUCUCAAAUUGUUACAAAUACAACCCGCCCGAUCAUGAGGUGGUCGCUAUGGCCAGGAAGCUGCAGGAUGUGUUUGAAAUGCGUUUUGCAAAGAUGCCCGAUGAGCCGAUUGAGGUGGCCGGGGCAGGCGGUGUAGCCGGGGCCGGUGUGGUCAGUAAGAGCACUGUCAGCAGUGGGAGCAGUGGAGACUCUUCCAGCUCUGACAGCUCUGACUCCGAGGAGGAGAGGGCCACCCGGCUCGCCGAGCUGCAGGAACAGGUGGGUGCUGAACAGUGUAUCUCUAUGGAGCACCCCAUUGGUAGCAGACAGGGGAUAAAAAACGGGUGCACCAAGAAUAAUCAGCUGAAAGCUGUCCAUGAACAGUUAGCCGCUCUUUCUCAAGCCCCCGUUACCAAACCAAAGAAAAAGAAAGAGAAGAAGGAAAACGACAAGAAAAAGGAGAACAAGCUCAACAAAACAAAGCCUGAGGAGAAGGGUAAGCCAGGGCAACCAGCAAAACCAGCCCAGCAAAAAAAGGGUCCAGCCAGGAAGGCUAACAGCACCCUCACAGGCAACAGGCAACCAAAGAAGGGCGGCAGAGGCUAUGAGUCUGACGACGAGGAGAUGUCGCUUCCCAUGACGUACGACGAAAAACGGCAGUUGAGCCUCGACAUCAACCGACUGCCAGGAGAGAAGCUGGGCCGAGUGGUCCACAUCAUUCAGUCCAGAGAGCCCACGCUGCGGGACUCCAAUCCAGACGAAAUUGAAAUAGAUUUCGAGACGCUCAAACCUUCCACCUUGCGCGAGCUGGAGCGAUACGUCAAGUCCUGUUUACAGAAAAAGCAGAGGAAACCACCACAGAAGGGCGGCUCUGGUCCCUCUCGACUCAGCGGCAGCAGCAGUUCCUCAGAUUCAGGCAGCAGCAGUUCUAGCGGCUCCACUUCAGACAGCAGCGACUCUGACUGAACGCUUUUAUUUACUUUUUUUGUUUUAUUUUUAAAAACAUUGUAUGCAGUCAUGGUUGUUUUCCCUCUGAGACUUUUUAUAAAAAAAAAGAAAAGAGACAAUAGAAAUGCGUCAUGUCAAAACUUUUUUUUGGGAAAUACAAUGAAGAAAAAACAAACAUAUGAAUUGCCUUUCAUUUCCACUGACUCGGAAAGGGACGUCCAAAUCAUCCCGCCUAAAAACCCCUUUGAGGUCUUUAAGCAUUCUUUAAAGUUCAGAUCUUCUUCCCCAGCAUCCAGAUAAUGUGAGAUACCAUCACAAAAAAGCCAUGCCAUCCCAACAGAGAAGAGCAGGAAACUGAAGACUACCCGUUUUUGGGUCUGAUUUUUGUUAUACCCAUUUGUUAUAUUUAUUGUUUUUUCUAUUGUACGUUUUUUCUGUGGCCUCAUUUCUUCAUUGGGCACUGUGCCAUUAUUGUGUUUUCUCCUCGUAUUGCUGCCCUCUGAUAGGUUGGGGAAUAUCAUAGCAAUCCUUAAGGGUGUCUGGGGAACAAAUGGCUUUAAUAAGGCAUAACAAGCCCUUUAUAGUUUAUUUGGUCAUUAUAAUAGCUGAAUCAAUAAUUGUAAACUUUUAACACAGAAUUUCCCUGGGUAACAGACAUGUGGUGUAUAAAAUGCGUUCACAGGAACAAGUAGAAGACUGGUUUAGAUGCAGUUCAUUGACAUGGAUGUUAUUGAGCAAGAUAACAUGCAGACAUCUUCCAGUCUUGUCAGAAAUUAAUGUACAGAAUUAUCAAAGGUUUUACCCUUGACUGACAUUUGUAUGUUGGACAACUCUAGAUGAGACUGAAGUGUUGGCCAUGUGGGUCUCUGGUUAAUGUCAAUUGGAUCUUGCUCUUUACUGCCAUGUGAAGAACAAUGAACAUUUGUCACAUCUAAAUGUUUUCUGCAAAUGUUUUGACAAUAAUAGUUAAAUCACAGUGUCUUCCUCUUCUUAAGUUCAUUAGAAAUUGAUUCAUGAAUGCAAGUAUACAGUAGGUCUUACGAAUAGUUUGGUUCAGAAUUUUUUCAGCCAUCCAUUUGAACUGCUUUGCUAUCAAUCACAUUUAAAAUAACUAUGCGGUUGAUUAUUUUCUGAAGUGUUUGUACAAUAUUGUAAUGUCCUCUGAUUUUUUGAAGCAGUUGUAUUUUAAAGGGAACUGGUAAUCAUUAUUUUUUCUGAUACAUUCGGUUUAGGUGCAGGUGUUUUGAAAAUCUAUAGUUUCCGGAUCUGAUGAUUUUGUUGUUAUUCCGGAGACAAAAUCAAAAUUCAUGAGGGACAUUUUUGACUUGGACUGAUUAAACACUAAUAGAUGUAGUCAAAUCAUAAUUAUUUUAAGUUGAAUCAAGGCGUUUGUGGUUUUGCAGUUGUCUGUCUUAUUUUGGGUGCACAUAAACUAAAAACUAUUUAAAGCUAGUUCCACAUAUCUAAUGCCUACAUUGUUUGAGCCCUAUCAGGUUUUCAAAGUUAUUUCUUUUAAAGACAGACUAAAAAGGAAAAUUAUAUAUAUGAUAUAGAUAAGAUUAUAUAUACAAAAACUUAAUUGUUAGCAUUUUUAGGCCCUGCUGUGAGAAGAAAGUUCCUUUUAUAUUUAAAAAAAGUUUACUUUUUAUCUUUGACAUGCAUGCUGAUUUAUUGUAUUUUUCUUAUACCUUUUUGAACUGUUUAUAGUAAUCAUUCUGUAAAUGUCAGUCAUGGAAAUGACUAAAUCAAGAAAACAGUGCAAGUAGAUUUAGGCUUGAUUAUUGCUAUACGGGCCAGACGGUUGGGAUGUUGGGUCGGAGGCAAUGGUAGAGCUAACAAUUAUUGUAAUCGCCUACCUGGAAUGUCUAGUACAUUUUGUUUUUCAUAAAAUAAAUGACAAAAUACCUUUA
Molecule: messenger RNA, 4199 nt
Organism: Triplophysa dalaica
Lineage: Eukaryota; Metazoa; Chordata; Actinopteri; Cypriniformes; Nemacheilidae
Gene: brd3a
Product: bromodomain containing 3a
Exons: 12
Coding region: 262-2307 (681 amino acids)
Biological process (GO): chromatin remodeling; regulation of DNA-templated transcription
Cellular component (GO): nucleus; chromatin
Source: RefSeq, a predicted model, not a curated record